CUUUCUCUUUCUUGAUGAGAGUUGUCUCAAAUAAAUCUAGCGCUGUUCAACCAAACUAAACCAUCGAUUCAUGGAGGAGUGCUGGUGCCGCUUUUCUGUUUUCUGACACAUCAACUGGGAUAUGUACGCCACCGUUGACAUUUUGCGAUGUUUGAUAAAAGUAUGAGCAAUAUAGGCCUACAUUACAUGGUUGUCCUCCUAAUCUGGGCCCUCAACCCCAUGGUGGCAGCUCAGUCUGGCCUUAAGUUGACACGGACAGGAGGCAGCGUCAGAAACUUGACACAGCGGGCCAUCUCAUGCCGGGAAAACCUGGAGUACCCACAUGACAAUAUCUGCUGUUUAAACUGCCUAGCUGGUACGUAUGUCAAAGCGUACUGCACACGUGCCUUGGAGAGAGGAACGUGUGAGGCCUGUGAGUUUGACACAUACACUGAACAUGGCAACGGACUACGACAGUGCGUAAAGUGCACCACGUGUCACUCAGAUCAGGUGACUACGAAGGCAUGCACCAUCACUCAGGACAGAGAGUGCCGGUGUAAACCUGGGUCAUUCUGUGCCCCUGACCAAGCCUGUGAGGUGUGCAAAAAGUGCUUAAGAUGUGAAGAGAAUGAGGUGAGGCUGAAGAACUGCACUGCUACGUCCAACACUGUCUGUCAGACCAGACUGCCCGCACCCAGCACCAUCCCAGGUACAAGACCAGCAGGUGUUGGUGUGAUUGUGGUGGGAGUACUGGGUAUCACUGCUGCAAUUGCUGCUGUCUAUUUGAAGAGGCGAAAUUGCUGUAAAAGGAGAGAGUCCCAGAAUAAUCCCAGUGAGACGCUGAAGAUUGAGGUGGAUGAUCAAAACAACAGGUCAAUUGAGGAGAGGCAGAACAACCGGAGUGCUGUGCAGGAUGACACACGGCUCCGUCUUUUCCUGGAGCUGACCCAGGAGGUGGGCGCCAACGCCUCCUCAGCCGAUGAGGACAAUGGACUGGGCGACAGCCUCCACAACACCACCAACUCCUCCCAGUCCAAUUUGUCUGCACUACCCUCAUCCUCCCCGCUUUCCAGCCCUUCGGCCAAGAGGCAGCCAGGCGCUGCGGCUACGGAAGAUGUCCUUCUCAGAAAACUUGCUCCUUUGAAUGGUGACGAGUCCUUGAAGAAAAGUUUUGAACUUUUUGAAGAGCUGGAUGUUUACUACCAUAACAGAUUCUUCAGGCACAUCGGACUCCGUGACAACGCUAUAAAAAGCAUUGCACACCUUCAUCCUGAAGACCGAGUCUAUGAACUGUUAAACGUAUGGUUGGAAAUGGUGGGCAUGCAAGCCGACAUAAAUUACCUAAUCAAAGCCUUACUUUAUUUGGACCAAAAGUUAUCAGCAGAAAAUAUUAUUUCUAAAGCCAUUGAAAAUGGUUAUUAUGAAUAUGCAGUAAAUUAAUAUGCAGAAAAUAAAAUUGCGUUAGGAAAGUAUAAAGACCCCUUCCCCUUUUCCACAUUUUGUUACAUUACAGCCUUAUUAUAAAAUGGAUUAAAUAAAAAUCUUCACCAGUUAACUAACAAUCCCAUAAUGACAAAGUGAAAACAGGUUUUUAGACGUUUUUGCAGAUUACUUAUUUGCAUAAGUAUUCAGGCCCUUGCAAUUGAGCUCAGGUGCAUUCUGUUUCCAUUGAUCAUCCUUGAAAUGAUUCUACAAUUUGAUUGGAGUCCACCUGUGGUAAAUUCAAUUGAUUAGACAUGAUUUGGAAAGGCACACACCUGUCUAUAUAAGGUCCUACAGUUGACAGUGCAUGUCAGAGCAAAAACCAAACCAUGAGGUCAAAGGAACUGUCCGUAGAGCUCCGAGGCAGGAUUUGGUCGAGGCACAGAUCUAGGAAGGGGUACCAAAACAUUUCUGCAGUAUUGAAGGUCCUCAAGUGGCCUACAUCAUUCUUAAAUGGAAGAAGUUUGGGACCACCAAGACUCUUCCCAGAGCUGGCCGCCCAGCCAAACUGAGCAAUCGGGGGAGAAGGGCCUUGGUCAGGGAGGUAACCAAGAACCCAAGGGUCACUCUGACAGAGUUCCUCUGUGGAGAUGGGAGAACUUUCCAUAAGGACAAUCAUCUCUGCAGCACUCCACCAAUCAGGCCUUUAUGGUAGUGGCCAGGUGGAAGCCACUCUUCAAUAAAACUCCUGCUUGGAGUUUGCCAAAAGGUACCUAAAGGACUCUGACCAUGAGAAACAAGAUUUUCUGGUUUGAUUAAACCUUGAUUGAACUCUUUUACCUACAUUCCAAGCGUCACAUCUAGAGGAAACUUGGCACCAUCCCUAUGGGGGAAAACUUGGUGGCAUCAUUCUGUGGGGAUGUUUUUCAGCGGCAGGAACUGGGAGACUAGUCGGGAAUGAGGGGAAAGAUGAACGUAGCAAAGUACAGAGAGGUCCUUGAUGAAAAGCUGCUCCAGAACGCUGAGUAAAGGGUCUGAAUACAUGUGAUAUUUAAAAUUAUACAUUUGCAACAAGUUCUAAAAACCUGUUUUUUGCUUUGUCAUUAUGGUGUGUGUGUGUGUGUGAGAGAGUUGGUUGAGUGGGGGAAAAACCAUUUGAAUUGAUUUUAGAAUAAGGCUGUCAUGUAACAAUGUGGAAAAAGUCAAGGGGUCUGAAUGCACUAUGUUCCUGCUUCUAGUGAGUUCUGGGGAAAAUACCCAAAAUACAGACAGUAGGAGUCAUAACUGAGCCGUAUAUGUGAUUAGUUAAAUGAUCUCCGGUACUUGCUGCGACAGGCCUAUUGUCUGGCUGUUGAAUCAGUUCACUGUGUGAAACUGCAGAGGGAAUGAUAAGUUAUGCACAUGCUAGCGACUGUAGAGCUCCUGGGUGUUGAGUAAACACUGUCAACUGUAGUAGAAAGGAAGAAUAUACACUGGAUGUAGUCUACUGUGCUGUAGUGGUCAGGACACCAUGAAAUGCAUGGACCAUCCUGAAUGUAUUUUAAACACCAGGGGUGCAUCCCAAAUGUCACCUUAUUCCCUUUAUAGUGCACUACGUUUGACCUGGGCUCUGGUCAAAAGUAAUGCAUUCUAUAUGAAUAUGGUGCCAUUUGGGGUGCCCCACCAGUGGUGUGUGUCUUUACGAUUCAACAUAGAAUAUAUAACAGUUGUAUUUAUUUAUUUUUAAAUUUAAAGGACUGGUAAAUGUGUAUUUGCCUAUAAGGUUGUUUUCUUAUGUUGGUCCUGUAGAGCCAGAUCUAUUGAUGCUGAAUAUUCUGUACAAACUAUAGACUUUGUUUUGUCACGAAAUAAUGCUGCCUUGUUUUCCACCACAGUACUGUCUUCACACACUGAUAAUAAGUCCUAUUGCUCCUUAAGCAAAUCAUGUAUGUUGAGUGAUGUCCAUCAAACAAAAUAAAGCAACAAUGUUUCAGUGUAAGUGUUAGAUGGCACUGACAUUUUGAACAUGAGCAAUGUUGCACAGAUCUGUGUUCAGAGCAGAUAACUCCACCUAGUGGACACUAUGGAAAUAAUUUUGUCUUCUGCUGUUUUAAUGAUGAUAUUACAUCCUCAGCCUUUAGUCCUGUACACUGUAUUUUGUGAUAUCCUCCGUAGUAUUUAUCAUGGCCUCUUUCAACUGAUGAAAUUAGUUAAGUUACUCUCCCAAGACUGCGUUCAUUAUUUCAAAUACAACUGUCUCUGCAUUAUGUUCUUGUCAUAUCUCCUCUGAAGUUUAAAGAUCUUGUCAGUAUACCCUUGAGUUGGAGCCAAAGUGCAGUUGCCAAUGGCAGUGUCCCUUUUAAUUUAUAAUUUCACAUUAUUUAUGUAGAUGUUCUUUACAGUGAAUGUUAUUUUUUAAGAACAAUACAACAAGUUGGAUAUUAAUGCAUCAGUUUUGAAAUAAAGGUUUUAUAUAUUU
Messenger RNA from Oncorhynchus nerka (sockeye salmon), 3859 nucleotides. RefSeq names its product hematopoietic death receptor (gene hdr). The record is from RefSeq and is a predicted model, not a curated record. Bases 148 to 1419 code for a protein of 423 amino acids. Gene Ontology annotation, biological process: motor neuron apoptotic process; regulation of stress-activated MAPK cascade; negative regulation of apoptotic process. NCBI's taxonomy places the organism in Eukaryota, Metazoa, Chordata, Actinopteri, Salmoniformes, Salmonidae. Gene Ontology annotation, molecular function: protein binding; tumor necrosis factor receptor activity. Gene Ontology annotation, cellular component: membrane raft; CD95 death-inducing signaling complex; external side of plasma membrane. The transcript is spliced from 10 exons.